AUGUUUACUGUGUGGGCAGGGAGCGGCAACUCGACUUGCGGGGUAGUGCCGCCGGCGUGGGCGGCGGACCUGUCGCAGGGCGGCGGGGGCGGGCUGUCCGACGCGGAGGCGUCGCGCAUGCUGGUCGCGCUCUGCCAUAAGGUCCUCUGCGGAUACGCUGUGUUCGUGCUGGCGCGCCGAGACCUCGCCACAGAGCUGAAGACCCGUCGGCUGCUGCAGGAUUUGGACGUCCCGUACAUGGCGGUGCUGGCGGAGUCGACCCGCCUCGGUCGCGAACGCAGUGUCAUUCACAUCCAGCCCGUGUUCGUCGCUGUUGCCUCGUCCGGCGUAACUGUCGCACCAGAGAGUCUGCGGCCAUUGGGGGAAGUGUGGCUCAUGAUGACUCCACCGGGAUUCGCUUCCUCGGUGCCAGCGCCAUUCCACAGCCUCGUCUUGGAGGUGUGCCACGUGGGCCGCCGCUGCGUGCUGCUGCGCGAGCGCUACUCCACGGCGACGGACGUCGGCCAGCUCGGCGGUGCCGUCGGCUGCUACGUAAGGGAGGCGUCGCCGCCGGACUUGGAGUGGGUGCCCGUCAUGUACAUCGACCGCCGCUACUCGCUCGGUGGCAUCCGCCUGCGCGUGCUCGUCCAGCAUGAACCACCAUUUGCAAUAUAUGAAGACAAAACGCGAGCCAGCGGCUUCUUUGGCGGUUUGUGGCACAUCCUGGAAACACGGAUGAAUUUUAGGUCAGACAUGGAGCGCGUGCAGGGCGACCAGUGCGGCUGCAGCGCCAGCUGUGAGCUGCUGCGGCGGCUGGAGGAGGGCAGCGUGGACGCGGCGCUGGGCGGCAUCUCGCUGUCGCCCGAGAAGGCCGACGCCGCCACGCUGCUGCUGCCCGUGCUCACCGUCAAGUACUCGGUGUACAUCCGCGCGCUGCCCUCGCUGUCCACGGACCUGGCGUCGUUCCUGGUGCCGUUCUCUGCGCGGCUGUGGCUGGCCAUCGUCGCCACCGUCGUCUGCUCCGCCCUCAUGCUGGCCCUCAACUGCCGCCUCAGGCACCACCACUGCCGCUGCUCCCUCACGGACGCCUUCAUGGACGUCUACGGCAUCAUCUGCGCACAAGGUGCACACGAGACGGCGUGCACGAGCAGCGCCGGCAGACUGGUGCUGCUGGGCGUGCUGAUGGUGGCCACGACGGUGCCCGCAGCCUACUCGGCGGUGCUGGUCUCCCUGGCUGUCCGCUACCCGGACUUGCCCUUCUAUGACCUGCCGGGUCUGCUGAGGCACGGGGGUUACACUGUUGGCGUUCUGAGGAACUCCACAGAGCACAGCUUCUUCAGCACCACAUCAGAUCCAACAAUGCAGCUGGUAUACAACAGUUUAAUGGAGCCUGAUCCUGAGAAUUUUCCAGCAACAGAUGCCGAAGCCUUUCAGCGAGUGUGCGAAAAGAAGUUCGCUUACUUCAUCCCUCAAGAGUAUACUUAUGCUAUCAUGGACAACAUCUCGUGCAACGUCGUGCCACUACCCACAACACACUUCCAUCUUAGUUUAACUAUCGCACUGGCGAAAGACAGUCCAUACAGUAUGCUCUUCAACCACAACAUCCAAGUUCUUCGGCGCAAUGGCAUUAUCCAGAAACUGUACAGAGAAUGGUGGCCACGCAGAGAAUAUGAGCAAGAUGACCACUGGGAAGCAGUGGACAUGGAUCAACUUAUGUCUCCAUUUGGUAUAUUACUGAUUGGCAUCCUUGUGGCCUCCCUCAUUGGUGCAGCUGAAAUUUGCUGGCAUCUAAAGCGUUCUGAUGUGAGCAUACUUCCAAAAACAGCAUCUCAAAUAGAGGUUGCAGAUUCCAUCCUUCAGGUGUGA
Schistocerca cancellata (South American locust) is the source of this 1845-nucleotide messenger RNA. RefSeq names its product probable glutamate receptor. The transcript has 11 exons. Bases 1 to 1845 code for a protein of 614 amino acids. NCBI's taxonomy places the organism in Eukaryota, Metazoa, Arthropoda, Insecta, Orthoptera, Acrididae. The record is from RefSeq and is a predicted model, not a curated record.